CAACUCCAAUAGACUAAAAAAAGUUUAUUUAAUUUGCUGCCAAAUAUAUUCCCUUGUUUUUCUUUCUAUAUAUAUAUAUAUAUUAGAACUCCAAACUCACAACACAAAGAAUGCUCCAAAAUAUGAUUAUAAACAACCAAAAUCUCUAAUUUUUCUCUAAAUGAAGGAAUUUGAGUAUAAAGAGCUUGAAAAAGCCACAGAAAAUUUCUCACAAUCAAGACUCAUUGGUAAAGGAAGUCAUGGAUGUGUAUAUAAAGGCAUAUUAGAAGAAGGUAAGAAUAUUAUAGCUAUAAAGAAACAAUCAUUGGGUCUUCAAAAAAUUCAAGAUAACUCCAAACUCGAAAACGAAGUAAGUAUUCUAUCUUCUUUGCCUGAAAACUCUUUCAUCGUUAACUUUCUUGGAACGAGUCAUCAUGACUCGUCCAAGAAUGAAACAUUUCUCAUCAUGGAGUACUUGCCAAAUGGCACCCUUUAUCAAAUGCUUCAUGCAAAAAAUAAUAUCAUUCCUAAUUGGCCUAAACGUGCCCAAAUAGCCAUUCAAAUUGCUAAAGCAAUCCAAUUUCUUCACCAAACUAAGCCUAAUUCAAUUGUUCAUAGAGAUAUAAAGUCAGCCAAUAUUUUGUUUGAUUCAAAUUGGAAUGCUAAGUUGGCUGAUCUUGGACUUGCUUUAAGGAUGAAAAAUGAUGAUCAGGACGAGUCACCCAGUUAUAGUUAUAACUCGGUUACUCGUCCUGCUGGUACGAUUGGAUAUCUAGAUCCUGAUUACACCAAACCAAGUAAAUUAAGCACGAAAAACGAUGUGUUUAGUUUUGGGGUCCUACUAUUCGAAAUUAUGUCUUCAAGAAAGGCGAUCGAUGUAUCGAAAUCGCCUGUUUCUAUAGUUGAUUGGGCAACAAAAUUAGUUCAAGAAGGACAAAGUUUGGAAAUUUGUGAUAAAAGAAUGCAUGUACCAUGGUACAUGGAGGCCACGAUAAAGAACAUGUUAAGCAUAGCAACACGUUGUGUCUCUCCAAAGAAAAUAACAAGACCAACAAUUGAAGAAAUUGUGAUGGAAAUGGAGAAUGUGAUAAUUGAGCCAAUUAAGUAUCCAUUAUGGAAUAUAUUACGAGGCCUAACACUUUUGAGAAGGAAAAGAAAAAGAUGUAGAAAAAAUUGUUGUAUUAUUACUACAAAUAAUGUUACCAAGACAUGUGCACAACAUGAAAAGAAGUUGUUGAUUAGGGAAAUAUUGGCAGAUAAAGUCACAGAGUAGAUGAAGAGGCGAAUUCAUAAUUCAAUUUUUGUGUAUCCUUAUGGUUUAAUUGCAAUUUUGCAAAAAAAAGAAGAAGUCAUAUUCGGUAUAUAAAUUAGAGUGUUCUAUUGAAUCAUUGUAUUAAAAAAAUUUAAAAGAAAAGCCAUAUUCACCUAUGAUUUGAUGAAUGAUGAUGAGGAUGAAUAGUAAUUAUUAUUUUUGUUUACGGUAACAAUACUUUUUAUCGAAGCAGAAUAAGUCUAAUAUCCGAUGAGUGGAUUACAACUCGGAGCAGUUAAUCCACGGAGCAGUCAAUAAAGAGGCUUUUUAGGGGGCAUGCAUUGCCAAACACAAGAUUCCAAAAGUAGGUAGAAGUGGGAUUAUUUAUCAAAAGAUAUUGUAAUUUACUACUUAUUUUGUAUGGUGUUUUUCCUAUAAAUGACGUGUUAUUUUUUGGUGUGUA
This is a messenger RNA of Solanum pennellii, 1694 nucleotides long. RefSeq names its product serine/threonine-protein kinase-like protein At5g23170. Lineage: Eukaryota; Viridiplantae; Streptophyta; Magnoliopsida; Solanales; Solanaceae. Bases 161 to 1252 code for a protein of 363 amino acids. The record is from RefSeq and is a predicted model, not a curated record. Gene Ontology annotation, cellular component: plasma membrane. Gene Ontology annotation, biological process: protein phosphorylation. The transcript has a single exon. Gene Ontology annotation, molecular function: protein kinase activity; ATP binding.